UGGGAACACGCGUUACAACACGCUACCAGGCGAACUUUGUCGCUUCCUACUUUCCUCCCCUCUCUGUCAUUUGCACUGGAUAAUACACGAUGGCUAUCCGUGUAUUAGAAAUAAUCUUUUUCCUCUAUUUUGCCUCUCACAUUCCCAUCACAUUGUUCAUUGAUUUACAAGCUCUGCUACCCGGGCAUGUGUUUCCUCAGCCGCUGAGAGAUCUUCUGAAGUGGUACGCAGCGGAGUUCAAGGACCCGAUGAUGAUGGAUCCUCCGCACUGGUUCAAGUCUUUCAUUUACUGCGAGGCCGUGCUCCAGAUGCCUUUCUUCCCCGUCGCAGCGUACGCGUUCCUGAAAGGUGGCUGUAAGUGGAUCAGGACUCCUGCCAUUGUGUAUUCUGCACAUGUGGCCACCACACUGGUCCCGAUCCUAGGUCACAUCCUUUUUUAUCCGUUCCCUGUGGAACCCCACCCUGGACCCCAGACCCUGCAGGAGCGCAUGCGGCUGGUCUCCAUUUAUGCACCGUACCUGCUGGUGCCUUUGCUGCUGCUCCUCACCAUGCUGCUGUCCUCCACAUACAACUCUCCGUCCAAGAGUGGAAACACAUCAGCCAAGAAGAAGAAGAAGAAGUGAUUUAUCACCAGACUGCAUCUAAUUCUUUCAGAUUUUAGGAGAUCAUUUUCUACGUUUGUGAAAAUGCCAUUUUUUACGUGAUUUAUGUCUGAGAUGUGUGCGUCAGACUGCAUAACACUAUCAAUGAAGAGCACUGCCAUUGUUAAACCAGUCAGACUGAGCACUUUUAAAAUUACCUUUAAAGUAAACUCUUAACUGUUGAA
Molecule: messenger RNA, 826 nt
Organism: Acanthopagrus latus (yellowfin seabream)
Lineage: Eukaryota; Metazoa; Chordata; Actinopteri; Spariformes; Sparidae
Gene: tmem97
Product: transmembrane protein 97
Exons: 3
Coding region: 90-623 (177 amino acids)
Cellular component (GO): endoplasmic reticulum
Source: RefSeq, a predicted model, not a curated record